AUGGCCCAGCUAUCGGUGAUCCCAGGAUCGGCCACUGCGUGGACAGGGCUCCUCACCGAGGGCGGCCGCAAGGAUUCAGACAUGCGGGAGGCGGCGUCGCUGAGGCAGCAGCGCCGAAUGAAGCAGGCCGUGCAGUUCAUCCACAAGGACUCGGCCGACCUGCUGCCCUUGGACGGCCUCAAGAAGCUGGGUUCGUCCAAGGACACGCAACCUCAUAACAUUCUGCAGAGGCGCCUCAUGGAAACCAACCUAUCUAAGCUCCGAAGCAGUCGUGUCCCUUGGGCUUCUAAGACCAACAAAUUCAAUCAGGCCAAGUCUGAGGGGCUGAAGAAGUCUGAGGAUGAUGACAUGAUUUUGGUUUCUUGCCAGUGUGCUGGAAAGGAUGUGAAAGCCUUGGUUGACACAGGCUGUCAAUAUAAUCUCAUCUCUUCAGCCUGUGUGGACAGACUGGGACUCAAGGAGCAUGUCAGAUCUCACAAGCAUGAAGGAGAGAGACUUUCCCUACCCCGGCAUCUGAAAGUUGUGGGCCAGAUUGAGCACCUGGUGAUCACACUGGGCUCCCUCCGCCUGGACUGCCCAGCAGCUGUGGUUGAGGAUAAUGAGAAGAACUUGUCUCUUGGUCUGCAGACUCUCCGAUCCUUGAAGUGCAUCAUAAACUUGGAUAAGCACCGGCUGAUCAUGGGAAAGACAGACAAGGAAGAAAUCCCUUUUGUGGAGACAAUUUCCUUGAAUGAAGAUAACACUUCAGAAGCCUAACUACAGCCUACAGCAUGUCUGCAUGUGUGCACACACACCAGGUUGACAGAUUGAAAAAACUGGGUUUGAACCAAAUGCAGCAGCAACUUGCUGUGGACCAAGUCCUAC
Molecule: messenger RNA, 864 nt
Organism: Budorcas taxicolor (takin)
Lineage: Eukaryota; Metazoa; Chordata; Mammalia; Artiodactyla; Bovidae
Gene: NRIP3
Product: nuclear receptor interacting protein 3
Exons: 8
Coding region: 1-756 (251 amino acids)
Biological process (GO): proteolysis
Molecular function (GO): aspartic-type endopeptidase activity
Source: RefSeq, a predicted model, not a curated record